ACAAGAAACUGCCUCCCUGCAGCGCGAGGAGACAUGACCCUGGUUUGAAUGCUAAUGUGCGCAAAUUAGUGUGAAAUGUAAACCUUAACGCAUGAAUGCACGUGUGACAUGUGAGUGAGGUUGAAAAUUGUGAUUUGCUGUACACCAUUGCAUAUCUGCAUGCACCACCACCGCUGGGUGAGCGGUCGCCAUUGAUAAGGACCGGUGUAAAGUCCUUUGAUGUAGUUAUCUUGUAACAUGCCGCUACAGAGUCAGGUCAGAAGCGUUCAGAGACUCUGCUGUUGUCUAGUACCGUCCGUUAACUACAUCAAGUGUGCCAAUAUCUAAUCUAAGAUCAACGUGACCACCACCACCUGCCCCCAGCAUGUUUAUAAGCUGCAGAGGCAAAUACUUAGCACCUUCAGUGCCAAGGAUCGGCUCCGCUGCCUAGUGUAGCGAUCCUGCACCACCUCCCAAAACAAGGCAUUUGCAAAGUAGUCACAUGGUCGUGAAUAUGCAACGUUAUAUCUUUUUUUUUUUCCCCGCCGAAAUCAAUCUGAACAUUGCAUCACUCGGCUACAUUCCUCUAUUCUAACUGUAACCUGCUGUUGUCGGAUUGUGGCAUCUCAGCGGCCGCGAUCAUCAGCAGGCUCCUCACGAUGUAAUUGAGCUUCAAAGCACUGAGCGGAUUGAGUCGGCAAGACAAAGCCAAUCGCGAGCCAGAGACAGACUGUUCUGUUCCUCCCUCUUAGAUGUGUCCAAUUAGUCGGUCCCGAGUAGGAGGAGCUGUUUUUCAGGGUAAAAUCGAUCUUUCCUGUACGCUGAGCUGAAAUUCUUAAGUUUUUGAAUGCUUAGCUCUUUCUGAGCUGGUUUCUAGGUUGCUCAACAGUUCUGUCAGUAUCGAGCUGACACGCACAGAGAGAGAGAGACACCAUGUCUUCUUCAAGCCCUAAUUCCCUCUUUGGGAUGGGAAACCCCUUACUGGACAUCAUUGCCGUCGUGGACAAAGACUUCUUGGACAAGUACUCUCUGAAACCCAAUGACCAGAUCCUGGCGGAGGACAAACACAAAGCACUAUUUGAGGAGCUAGUGAAGAAGUUCAAAGUUGAGUACCACGCUGGAGGAGCCACACAGAACUCCAUAAAGAUUGCUCAGUGGAUGAUCCAAGAACCCCAUAAUGUGGGCACAUUCUUUGGCUGCAUUGGCAAAGACAAGUUUGGAGAUAUCCUGAAGCAGAAGGCGAAGGAGGCCCACAUCGACACCCACUAUUUCGAGCAAGAUGAAGAGCCCACAGGGACAUGUGCUGCAUGCAUCACCGGAGAUAACAGGUCUCUGGUAGCUAACCUAGCUGCUGCUAACUGUUAUAAGAAGGACAAGCAUCUCGACCUGGAAGAAAACUGGAAGCUGGUGGAGAAAGCUAAAGUUUACUAUAUUGCUGGUUUCUUCCUGACCGUCUCUUUGGAUUCCAUCCUGAAAGUGGCGAAACACGCGUCUGAAAACAACAAGCUGUUCUGCAUGAACCUCUCCGCGCCCUUCAUCUGUCAGUUCUUCAAGGAUAAUCUCAUGCAGGUUCUGCCCUACGUCGACGUGCUGUUCGGCAAUGAAACAGAGGCGGCGGCAUUCGCUAAAGAGCAAGACUUCGAGACCGAGGACCUAAAGGAAAUUGCCAAAAAAGCCCAGGCUUUGCCCAAAGACAACACAAAGAGACAGAGGAUUGUAGUGUUAACCCAAGGGAAGGAUGAAACUGUUAUGGUUCAAAGUGACGAGGUCGAGACCUUCCCUGUACUGAAGAUCGACCCCAAGAACAUUGUCGACACAAACGGUGCAGGCGAUGCCUUUGUAGGAGGUUUUCUGUGUGAGCUGGUCCAGGGCAAACCAAUGCAUCAGUGCGUGAAGGCGGCACACUACGCCGCCAACAUCAUCAUCAGAAGAGCAGGUUGCACCUUCCCAGAAAAACCCGACUUCAACUGAGGGAUUCCGGGGACGACUCCAUCCGCCUGAAACCUCAUUCUCCCCCUGCCAUACACAACUCCGACCCGUAACAAAUACGAUCAGACACCCGUCCAAGUUGUUUUUCAAUUCAUCCGGACAUAAUUUCCUUCCAAUUGUUAGUUGACAAGUGUGCCCGUCUCCGUUCAUGCAGCCAAGAGCCAAGGAAAGAUUAGUUUAUGUUUCUGAAUUACCAUAAAGGGAUCAUGACAACAUCACAGGAUGGGAUCAUUUUUCUUUACAGAGACGAUCUAAAUGAAAUUGUGUUUUUAUGGACAUUUGUUUCGCUCGUGUUGACAUCACACGAGUCUGUUGUUUCCCCCUUGGAGACGGAAUCAAAGCACAAGAAGUUAAUUCCACUUUGUGAGGACACGUUUUACACAAACAGAGGACGGAUAAACAAUAUACUAGUCAAAAAAUACAGGUUUUGGAUACUGCAAUGAAAAUGUGCAGUAGUGAUUUGUUUUUGGUACAUUUUUAACAAUAUUCUUUGUUUGUGCUUGUUUAGAUUCAAUUCAACGGGCCAGUUAUGAAAGCAAAUGGUUUUAUUUGAAGUGUACACUUUUAAAAUGUGUCAAAGCCUCUGCCCACUGAUUCUUGUGAUGACAGUUAAAUGUCAACAUCACGACACAUGUCGACAUACGAGUUUCUGUCCUCGCGCUGGUUUUUGGGCAGGUGCUUCUCGUCACACGUGCCUUUAGUUCUUCCAUUCUCUGGAAAUGUUGCAAUGUUUGCGGAGGCCGACUGGUGUUACAUGAACCUGCAUCUGUCUGUACAGUCAGACUUUCAAACUAGAUCAGUGAGGGACAACUGGUGGCUGGUGGGGAUAAAAAUGGACAUACAACAUAUUUCAAAUGCAUGUAAGGAAAUAAUAUAUAUUCAAAUGUUCUGUCAGAGGAAUACAGUGGGUAAUAAAACUGACAUUUCCUUCUAUUGUUAUUUCUCUCCUGAAUUAGUGGCCUCUGUUCUUUGUGGGUGUAUUAUUAUCUCUCUAUUUUGUAUUUUGUAACCCAACGUCAAGACAGUCUGAUUUUGAGAGUUUUGUAUGUUAACGUCUACAAAUGGAAGAUGGAAAAGAAGGGAACCAAAUCAUAACAUGAGUUAAAUUCAGGCUGAAAGACUUUGUGGUCUGUGCAACAUUGAAUACCUCAAUACAACUAUCCUGAAUAUAGAUGUAUGCUAAAUAUUUCAUGGCGAAGUAUUUUUUUCUGAAUACAACAAGAGUUGUUUUGAAAUUGGUAUUACUGUCGGUAUUGUUCCACUGUUAGUUUAUUUUAUAUGUUCAAAUACACCAAUAAGCCUUAAGGGACAAUUUAUUCCUGGUCUCAGUUGCCCGUCUUUGUGCUUUACUGUCAUGCCUACAGUUCACAAAUAAAAUAUACAGCAAUCUUU
This is a messenger RNA of Anarrhichthys ocellatus (wolf-eel), 3360 nucleotides long. RefSeq names its product adenosine kinase a (gene adka). The record is from RefSeq and is a predicted model, not a curated record. Gene Ontology annotation, molecular function: adenosine kinase activity. The transcript is spliced from 11 exons. Gene Ontology annotation, cellular component: nucleus; cytosol. Gene Ontology annotation, biological process: purine ribonucleoside salvage; purine nucleobase metabolic process. Bases 913 to 1950 code for a protein of 345 amino acids. Lineage: Eukaryota; Metazoa; Chordata; Actinopteri; Perciformes; Anarhichadidae.